Macroventuria anomochaeta is the source of this 957-nucleotide messenger RNA. RefSeq lists its product as uncharacterized. The coding region runs from base 105 to 794 and encodes 229 amino acids. Gene Ontology annotation, biological process: positive regulation of transcription by RNA polymerase I; positive regulation of DNA-templated transcription, elongation. The record is from RefSeq and is a predicted model, not a curated record. NCBI's taxonomy places the organism in Eukaryota, Fungi, Ascomycota, Dothideomycetes, Pleosporales, Didymellaceae. Gene Ontology annotation, cellular component: CTDK-1 complex. The transcript has 2 exons.
CCACGCUCUCACCGCAUAGACUCGGCUCGCUGUACCCGCACCCCGGGUUCUAGCUUCCCCGGACUCUAGACGACUCCGACACACGAUUACGAGUACUGCGCACCAUGGCCGACCCCUUCGAAGUGCGCCAGCGCUUCACAACGCUGCUCUCGCACCUCAGCGCAUCGCACACGUCGAUCCAGAAAGCGGCCGUAUAUGCGCUCAAGAACCGGGACAUGGACGAGGACCUCCACUCGUGCAUUCUCGAGCAACUUGAGCGCACAAAUAUGAACACGCGCGCGAAUAUCAUGUUCUUCAUCGAGAGCCUGUGCGAGAUGGCGGUGAAGGAUGGAGGGCCGGCGACGGGUGAGGGGAGCGCGAUGGGCUUUGUGCGGAUGCUGCAGAGAGACAUACUGCCGGUUGUGGAGUGUGUUGUGGGUGAGGAGGGGGCAAAUGUUAGGGUUGUUCGCAAGGUUCUGCACACCCUCCAAAAGCUCGCCAUCCUCCUCCCCGAAACCGUCACAGAACUCGAAGCCGUGCUCAAAACCCGCGAACCAGAAGACCCCUUCGACGCCUCGCCCUCGAACAAUGCUUCCUCCAAGAACGCGAAGCUAGACAAGCGCCAGAUCGAGCACCGCAUAGAGGAAGAUCGCGAGAGACAUAAGAGGUUACGAGAGAGCAUCUGGGCUGUACCUGGUGACAACGAAGAGGAGAUGGAUAAGCUCUGGGAGGAAGCGAGUGAUGUUGGCGAGGAUGAUUAUAUCAUCGCAAAAGAGGACAAGGACGAAAGAGAUCAGGCUAUUGCUUUCGGUUGAGUGGUGGCAGCGGUGUCGGCACGCAGGGUUGGAGACAUUUGGGAUAUACGGCGUACGGCGUUCCGCAUUUCCUCGGCGUUAUGGAAAGAUACCACAGGCGGUGCCGAAUCGGCACCACAUGAUUCGGAUGAAUAUCAGACAUUACAUCAAUGCAGACUUGAAC